This is a messenger RNA of Amaranthus tricolor (Joseph's coat), 4254 nucleotides long. RefSeq lists its product as uncharacterized. The record is from RefSeq and is a predicted model, not a curated record. Lineage: Eukaryota; Viridiplantae; Streptophyta; Magnoliopsida; Caryophyllales; Amaranthaceae. Bases 353 to 3565 code for a protein of 1070 amino acids. The transcript has 8 exons.
AAAAAAACGUAAAAACCCAAACACGUCCCAAAGUCUCAAGUCUGAACCGUACUCUUUCUCAUUGUCCGCGUUAGGAGCAUAUGCUCUCAACCCCUUUUCUCCAUUUUCUCCGAUGACUUUCAACGGCCACCAGCAAAAUUAAGCUUUAAUUUUGUAUUUGUAGGAACCCUAAUUUUCUAUCACUCAUCAUUUUCUUCGAAUUCCUCAACAAAAAACCUUGGGUUUAAUUUUCCGGUAAAACCCUAGAUCUUCAUAGAAUUCCACUAAAAAUCGAAAUUUCUUUUCAACUUUUUGUUUAAUCUUGAAAAUAAUUUUAAAGAUUUACCAAAAAACUAGAAUUUCUUGAAUAAAUAUGAAGAGUAGGUCAAAUCGUCUCCAAACAUCCGACCCGCCAGACGACUGGAUAGACGGGUCAUGGACCGUGGAUUGCAUUUGCGGCGUCAACUUCGAUGAUGGAGAAGAAAUGGUGAAUUGUGACGAGUGUGGUGUUUGGGUUCAUACUCGUUGUUUUCGCUUUGCGAAAGGGGAAAAAUCUUUUGCUUGUGAUAAAUGCAAGAAUGAUAAUAAUAACAAUCAUAUUAAUAACAGUGAAGAAACCGAGGUUGCGCAAUUACUUGUUGAAUUACCAACAAAAACAAUGAAAAUGAGUAGCACAAAAAGUAAGUGUUUUACUACUACAAGUAAUAAUUUAUAUAGUUAUUGUAGUCCGCCUCCACCUCCUCCGCCUCCACCACGAAGACCUGUUUAUCCUUUAUGGGCGACUAGACCGAUGGAGGAGAAAGUUCAUGUACAAGGUGUACCUGGUGGUGACGAUGAUUCUAGUUUGUUUCAAGAUUUUCCAAUUGCAUUUGCUUCGCAGUUGUGGAAAUCUACUGGUUAUGUACCAAAAAAGUUUAAUUUUACUUAUAAGGAUUUUCCUUGCUUGGAUGAUGGGGUUAAAGUUGAAGUUGAGGCAAAGGAAGAUGAUAAAGAAGCUGGUGUGUUGUACUCGUUGUCGAAAGAGAAUGUUGUUGUUAGUUUGAAGGGAGGGCAAGGGAGAGUUGGUGCUGGUGGGUUUGAUAAGAAAGGUUCAAAGGAAAGGAAAUUGAGUAAUGGGGAUAAUAAAAAGUCGAGCUUGUCGGGUUUUUCGAGGAAAGAAAAGGGUUUAUCUCGUUCGAUUGUGCUUAAGAGAAGUAGGGAUCGUUUAGGGGGAAAGGACGGCAGUGAGAAGAAGAGUAUUAAAAGCGUUAAUAGAGAACAUGGUAGUAAGAAGGAUAAAGGGAGUGGUUGCAAAACAGUUGUUGUACAUUCAACUAGUGGAAGGCAAGCUGAAGUGUGUGAGGACAAAGCUCACAAAGUUGAUGGCGGAAAUUCAGUAAUUAGGUGUGGACUUGUUUGUUCAAGUGAAAAGAGGGUUAUGGCUGAGAAACUUGGCCAUGAUUCUGUCGAUAGUUCUCAGAAGUCCGUAAAGAAAGAGGAAGCCAUCUUAAAUGUCAUGGAUAAAAACCUUGAAGUGCUUCUAGAAGGCCAAACCAAUGAUCUAUCAAAGCUAAAGGCUCUUGUUGUGAAUGUGGAUAUUGCUGCUGCUGAAUUUAAUGAGACUGAGGUUUCUAAGGUUGCUGAGACUGCUGGAAAUUGUGCUAAUAAAUCAAAAUCAGGUGCAAAUGUUGAUAAUAAGGGGGUUAUGAAAAGUUAUCCUUCUGAUAUUGAUGUGAAGUUAGAGUCAGAUGGCUUGAGACACUGUACUGAGCAAGAAUCUGUUCCUCACCGAAAAUUUGAAGGCUCUAAUAUGAAUGAAGCUGUUGUGUUUAGUUCUCCUAAGAAUCAAGAUAGCAUCAAAACCUUUGAAGCAGUAAGUGGCAGUCAGCACAUGAGAGAUGAAGAAUUAAUUGAAAAUCAAUCCACUAAAAAACUCAAGAGUGAGGGAGCAGAAAAUUCCAUUGAGUUGCAUAGAACUUUGUCAGGCUCUAAAGAAGUCACAAGAGGUUCAGUAGAAACUUCAAAAUUUAGUGGGGAAAGCUUACCUCCACUGGCCAGUCAUCACAAAAUGGUGUCGGUUGGAAAGUCAUCCUCAGGCACUUCAACUAUUGGCAUCUCCAGAUCAUCUCUGGCUGAUAAAAAUAAGGCCGAUUCUCAGUGCCCUAGUUCAUUUGGCAAACGAGUAUUGUCUAGUGCAUGUAGUAAGAAGGAAAGUGGUCAUCUUAAUCAAGUUAAAGAUGAAGAAGAACAUGAGAAAACAAAAAGCACGUUAAAAGACCAUUCAAAAGUCUCUAGCAAUACCAUUUCGAGGGCAUCACAGUCUGGCAAGACGGUGACCAGUCCUGGUCACAAGCAUAAUACACCUCAAAUAAAGGAUUCUGUGAGGCAUCCAUCUUCCAAGAAGUCAUCAGUUGAUAAUUCAGGUGUUGACGAGAAUCAAAAUACUUCAACUGGAGAAAAUAAAAAUACUGCAGCUGCUGCUGCUGGACAACAUCGAGGUGAUAAAGCUCUUCAACAAAACUUGCAGUCAUCAUCCAAGUCAACUCAGUCAUCCCUGGGCCACCCUCCACCUUCCUCAAGUGCUCCUGCUGGGUUAAGUGAUGAAAAGCUUGCUUUGAUGUUGCACCAUGAGCUUAAUAGUUCCCCUAGAGUUCCUCGAGCAUCCCGCGUACAUCAUGCUGGUAGCUUGCCACAAUCUGCCUCUGCAAUGAGCAUUUUAGUCAAGCGUAGUACUAGUUCAGGCGGGAGAGAACAACAGACUUUUUCAAGAAGAAAGAAUAAGGACGAGUCUCGCAGUUCUCGUGAACAAGAUAGCGAAGUUAAGAAAAUUGACAGAGCACCUUCAUCUCCUGAUUCAGUUAAAACAUCUGAUACAUUUACUCCAGCAGAUGGCCAGAGUGAGUUGAUGCGUUCUUCAAGGAAGAAUACUGAAGAAAUCUCCACAUCAGCACAUAGCGGUCCAUCCUCUACUGCUGCUAAGGAGCGAAAAUCCUCACCUGCUGAAGUUGACACAGGAACCAAUAAGGGUCUUGCUCCACCCAUCCAUCGCACCUUACCAGGAUUACUUGCAGAAAUCAUGGGUGAUGGCAGGCGCAUGACAUAUGAAGAGUUAUGUAAUGCUGUCCUCCCUCACUGGCAAAAUUUGAGAAAGCACAAUGGUGAGAGGUAUGCAUAUUCCAGUCACUCUCAGGCCGUUCUUGAUUGUUUGAGGAAUCGUUCAGAAUGGGCACGCUUGGUUGAUCGUGGUCCUAAGACUAAUGCAAGUCGGAAGAAACGUAAAAUUGAUGUUGAACCUUCCAAUGAGUCAGAGGAUGGUGAGGACAGACCCCGUAGAGAUGGUAAAAGCAAGAGGUUUGAGUCAAGUAAGAAGGAGUUUCCAAAAGGCAGGAGAAAUGUACGGAAGCGAAGGAGACUAGCCUUGAGAGGAAGAGGAGUCAGAGAUGACCGUAAUAGAACGAAGGUAGAGGCAGCGUCUGAUGAAUUUGUCUCGUCUUCUAAUUCCAGUGAAGACAGUGGUUCUAGUGAAGACGACAGUCACGGAAGUGGAAUGUGUGCAGCUAAAAGUGAAGUUUCUGGUAGUUCGGCAGAAAUGGUGGCUGCAACCUAGUCUGAAACACGUAUUCAGUCAAACACCAGGAGGGUUUGAUUCGGUUUUUGAUGGGGUAUCAUUGAACUGCAAUGAGGUGUAUUAUUUCUUGAGAGAGCGGUUUGAGGUUGAUUUGAAAAUAGGUCCAAGCGUUAAAUGUAAAUAACAGUAUAUUACUUCAGUUUGGCGGUGGUGAGGUGGAGGAAUAGGAUACUCAACCAUGGUUGCUUGUGAAGCAAUGGCCUGUCUGUAAUUUUGUAUAUUAUGUUUACUGUUGUGGAAGAAGCUGGAUCGGCACCGGCACAAAGAAACACUGAUGAACACAGGAUAAGCUAGAAGAAUGUAACAUACAGCUUCUCUUAGAUGUGAACAUGUAACCUCUUAAUACAUGAACUAAUCUUAACAUAUGACAUUUAAACUAACUUCGAACUUUCUAAGUUUAUUAGUCCUUAUCUGAGUUUCUUGGCCCUUGUAUAUAUUUAAUUGGCAUUUAUUUGAUAAAUAAUAGACUAAGUAUUGUUUUUUGAUGUAAAAGUGCAAAAUUUAGAGAACACUUGAUUUUCUUCUUGACAAUAUUGUGUGCGUCAAACUCAAAGGUAUAUGAUCUGUCCAUUUUUUUUCUUUCUUAUUUUAUAAUGUUUAUCAAUUGCUUUUAAUUCCUAUUUUUAUAUUCAUAAAAGAAUAAGAGUAUUUCGUAUUGGUGGCUCCAA